Eupeodes corollae is the source of this 1611-nucleotide messenger RNA. Its product is annotated as fibrous sheath CABYR-binding protein-like. The transcript has 3 exons. Gene Ontology annotation, biological process: negative regulation of protein sumoylation. The coding region runs from base 112 to 1419 and encodes 435 amino acids. The record is from RefSeq and is a predicted model, not a curated record. Gene Ontology annotation, molecular function: calcium ion binding. NCBI's taxonomy places the organism in Eukaryota, Metazoa, Arthropoda, Insecta, Diptera, Syrphidae.
AAAACAGCUAAACCCGACAAAGACACUUAUUUGAGUGCAACGAAUAUAAGACCUACAUUAUAAUUCAUUUCGCAACUUGUGCGCGUUAGUUUUAAAUUAUUUUACAAAAAAAUGAAUUUCAAAACUUUUUUGAUAGCAUUAAUUGUUUUAGUUGGAGUUUUUAGUGUUAAUGCAUCAGCAACUCCUUCAGCUGCCUUAUACAUUCAGCAAAGAGCUCAAAAUGCGUUAUACGAGCAAAUGCUGAAAUCCCGAUCAGAACCAAUGUUGCGAUCGAACAUUGGUCAAUGUCAUCCUCAUUAUUCGGAAGUUUUGAAAAAUCUCUUGGAUACUUACGAAAAAGAACUCCAAAAAUGUGAACAAAACGAAAAUGAAGCGCUUGAGUCUCUUGCGACUGAAGGACAACAAUCUCGGGAUGAAACGACUGCCACCCUCAAUGAAGUUUGUGGUAGUUUGGAUGUGUGUAAGGCCGAGAGUGAAAACUUGAAAUUUUUCGAUUGCGUCAAUCAAUCGGGAGACAAGAACACCAGGAAUGUGUGGAAAUCAUCUAAGGACUCUUCAGACACCGCUGCACGUAUUAGGGAGCAGAUUCACGCCAUUAAAUACCAAACUGGAAGAUGCAGAAGUGAAGCAGACCGAAAGUACAUUGUCGACACUGCUAAGGCUACUGAUGACAUGAUGGCUUGUUAUGCAAAUGGAGGUGUUAUACCAACCCCUCCAGCAACUGACGCCCCAGCAACUGAUGCCCCAGCAACUGAUGCUCCAGCAACUGAUGCCCCAGCUACAGAUGCCCCAGCAACUGAUGCUCCAGCAACUGAUGCCCCAGCAACUGAUGCUCCAGCAACUGAUGCUCCAGCAACUGAUGCCCCAGCUACAGAUGCCCCAGCAACUGAUGCCCCAGCAACUGAUGCUCCAGCAACUGAUGCUCCAGCAACUGAUGCCCCAGCAACUGACGCCCCAUCAACUGACGGCCCCGCAACUGACGCCCCGGCAACUGAUGCCCCAGCUACUGAUGCCCCAGCAACUGAUGCCCCAGCAACUGAUGCUCCAGCAACUGAUGCUCCAGCAACUGAUGCCCCAGCAACUGAGGCCCCAGCAACUGAUGCCCCAGCAACUGACGCCCCAGCAACUGACGCCCCAGCAACUGACGCCCCAGCAACUGACGCCCCAGCAACUGACGCCCCAGCUACUGAUGCCCCAGCAACCGACGCCCCAUCAACUGAUGCCCCAGCCACUGAUGCUCCAGCCACUGACGCCCCAGCAACUGACGCUCCAGCAACUGAAGCUCCAGCUACUGAUGCCCCAGCAACUGACGCACCAUCCUCAGACUCAGAUGAAAUGGACCAAGUUGAGGAACUUGAAGAAAACAAUGUUCGGUCACGGCUUGAAAAUUUUAUGAGAAAUUGGGGAAAACGGGUUUAAACACCCAUACAAAAUUAGGUUUUAAAACAAAUAACAAAGAUAAACAUUUUCAAGUCCUAAUAAACUUGCUUAGGUUAUUCUAUUUAUAAAUUAUAGUAUAUUUUAAAGUAAAACGUUAACAAAAAAAAAAAACAAUAAUUGAAAUAGUGAAGCUUAUUGUAAAUAAACGUUAAUUUGUAAAGCCUGUUUUAA